This is a messenger RNA of Hyphopichia burtonii NRRL Y-1933, 1962 nucleotides long. RefSeq names its product dolichyl-P-Man:Man(7)GlcNAc(2)-PP-dolichol alpha-1,6-mannosyltransferase (gene ECM39). The transcript has a single exon. Gene Ontology annotation, biological process: protein N-linked glycosylation. The record is from RefSeq and is a predicted model, not a curated record. Gene Ontology annotation, cellular component: endoplasmic reticulum membrane. Gene Ontology annotation, molecular function: alpha-1,6-mannosyltransferase activity. Lineage: Eukaryota; Fungi; Ascomycota; Pichiomycetes; Serinales; Debaryomycetaceae. The coding region runs from base 19 to 1932 and encodes 637 amino acids.
UACCAAUUGGCCAUCAAAAUGAAGUCCAAAUACUUAUCGGAGAAGGUUUUAGACUUUCUUCUCAUUUCUGCAAUUGCCUAUCAUUUGAUAAUCUCGCCUUAUACAAAAGUGGAGGAGUCGUUCAACAUACAAGCUGUGCACGAUAUGCUUAAUUAUGGGGUUUUCCCACAAGAGAUUGUUAGAGAAAACUAUGACCAUAUGGAGUUUCCUGGAGUGGUUCCACGGACUUUUAUUGGAAGCUUAUUUCUUUCAGGAGCUGUCAAGUUCUUUGAUAUCUUGUCGUCCUUUUUUGGUAAAUCGCUUAUCACCAACGAUGGCAUUUCUCAACUUGACGUUCAAAUGUUGGUCAGAGGUAUUCUUGGUCUUACUAAUGCAUGCUCCUUCAUAGAAAUAAGGAAUACAGUGAAUAGAGUCUGUAUUGAUGUAGGGAAUUUCAAAGCAAGAGCCAGAAUUGGAUUUUGGUUCAUUCUUCUUUUAUUAUCCCAAUUUCAUAUCUUAUACUAUUCAUCUAGAACUUUACCAAACUUCAUUGCAUUACCUUUAACCAACCAUGCUGUCUCUAAGCUAUUGGCAGGUGAAAUGACUGGUUAUGCUUGGUUGUCAUUUACGGCUAUAGUAUUUAGAUUGGAAGUUGGUUUAUUUGGGGUGAUAAUCGCAUUAGUUUCUUCUCUUAUUUAUCUCCAGUCGAACUUCUGGCAUAAUACCUUGAUGCUCGUAGUUGGUACUGUUACAGGCUUAAUUGCAACCGGCUUGAUUGACUCAUACUUUUGGGGGUAUUGGCUCAUUCCAGAAUUAGUUUCAUUCAAAUUUAACAUUUUAUUUGGAAAAUCUACUGAAUGGGGAGUUGAACCUUGGUCUUCGUAUUUCUUGAAUUAUUCUCAACAGCUAUUCAAACCCGCUACAAUUUUGCUUUUGCUUAUCCCUUAUGGUAAUUAUGAUCCUUUCAAUGACGGCCGCAAAAUCCCUUCAAAUUUGAAGAGGAGCGAACAUUAUUUAUUGAAACAUCCAGCUAGGUAUUCCAUUGAUAUUUUAUGGGUAUCUUCAGUUUUGUUCGUUGCUGGUAUGUCCUUUCAACCCCAUAAAGAAUGGAGGUUCGUCAUCUAUACAAUUCCGGUAUUCUUACUAAAAGCUGCAACCACUCUCUGUGGUUGGUCAAUAAAGCGUUCUAAAAAAUACAUUAUAUAUUCCACCUUGCUUACAUUUUUCUUUGCUAAUUUGGUUUUAGGAACUGGAUUGUCUAUACUAAUGGGUUAUGUCUCGAGUUUCAAUUAUCCAGGUGGGGAUGCCAUUACAUCUUUAAAUAAAUUCAUUCACAAUCAAAACUUUACAGAAGAGUCCUUGGUUCAUAUGGAUGUUGCUUCCUGUAUGUCAGGAAUAACAAGAUUCACAGAGUCUCAUGGUGGUCUUGUGAAAUAUGACAAAACAGAGAAAGAGCUUGACUUGCUUAAAAUAUGGAACGACAUUGACUUUAGAAUAACUGAGAAUUCUUUAGAUAGUACCUUGAAGUUGGAAGGUGUCAAGAACGAUGUGGUCCUUCACAAUGAAAAUCAUUGGAGGCUCAUUCAUAAAGCUGAGAAAUUCGAGGCUGUCACUGUCUUGCCCAUCAUCUUCAUUCUUCAACAACAAGGAAAGGACUCAAGAUAUUUAAUAAAUUUUGCAGCAAAAAUUGUUUCGGAAGCCGUAGAAAGAAGGUUUGACACAAUAACUAAUCUUUUGAAUGAAAUGAUUGUUAAAACGGACUACUUAUAUAUAUACGAAAGGGUAGGCUCCGAUGAUCAGGUUUAUCAAUUGAUAGAAGAUUACGCUACCCAAGACCAUCCUCAGGAUGAGAAUUUAGAACCUGAGGAUGGAUUGAUAGAGGAUGUAAAAUUAGAAGAUUUGGGUGAAGACGUUAAUGAAGAAAUCGAUAGGAUAGAAACACUCCUUGGAUGAGCCUCUUAUAUUGCCCAUUUUACAUUCACA